AUGGCGCAGGGUUGGGCUGGGGCGACUUCUGGGGAACGUAGCCGGGGUCGAACCCCUAGAGUUGCGGAGGCCUCUGAGGUCGCCUCGCGGCUCGCCCUCCGCACCUCCCCCGGCCCCGGCGGCGUUGGGCUCCCCGCCGGGACUGAUGUCGCGCGCUUGCGUGCUGCGGCCAAAGCUUCCGACCCAGAGGCCGGCCCCAGAAAGCCCCGAGCGAGUAGGGGGUGGCGCGCAGGAAGGGAGGAGGGCCGGGGGCGUGGGGGGGUGUGGGUAUUCGGGGGUGGAGAUGUAGAAGAUGUGACGCCGCGGCCCGGCCGGUGCCAGACCAGCGGACGCGGUGCCCGCGGUUGCUGCCGGAUCCCGGGCGCUGCAGCUAGGGCAGGCGGCCCUUCCGAGCGGCGGCCGCGGAGAUACCCGGCCCUAAACCCCAGCUCCCGAGCCCCCCGGCGCACCGCGCACUCGGACAGCCGGAGAGGGGAGCGGCCGAGCGGCUCGAGGCUGGGGGCCCGCGGGCGAGUGAAGGCCCCGGGCCGGGUCGCGGGCCGGGGCCGGGGCCGGGGGGCGGCGGCGGCUCCCCGCGCCACUCCAGGGGCGCGGGGACCCCGGCAGAGCCCCGGUGGGGCCAUGGCAGCCGGGAGCAUCACCACGCUGCCCGCCCUGCCUGAGGACGGCGGCAGCGGCGCCUUCCCGCCCGGCCACUUCAAGGACCCCAAGCGGCUGUACUGCAAAAACGGGGGCUUCUUCCUGCGCAUCCACCCCGAUGGCCGAGUGGACGGGGUCCGGGAGAAGAGCGAUCCUCACAUCAAACUGCAACUUCAAGCAGAAGAGAGAGGGGUUGUGUCCAUCAAAGGAGUAUGUGCAAAUCGCUAUCUUGCCAUGAAGGAAGAUGGAAGAUUACUGGCUUCUAAAUGUGUUACCGACGAGUGUUUCUUUUUUGAACGAUUGGAAUCUAAUAACUACAAUACUUACCGGUCAAGGAAAUACUCCAGUUGGUAUGUGGCACUGAAACGAACUGGGCAGUAUAAACUUGGACCCAAAACAGGACCUGGGCAGAAAGCUAUACUUUUUCUUCCUAUGUCUGCUAAGAGCUGAUCUUAACGGCAGCAUCUGAUCUCAUUUCACAUGAAAGACGACGUAUAUUUUUGAAAUUUGUUAAUGAAAGAAAAGAAAAAAA
This is a messenger RNA of Neomonachus schauinslandi (Hawaiian monk seal), 1171 nucleotides long. It is a transcript of the gene FGF2, whose product is annotated as fibroblast growth factor 2. Gene Ontology annotation, molecular function: fibroblast growth factor receptor binding; growth factor activity. The record is from RefSeq and is a predicted model, not a curated record. Lineage: Eukaryota; Metazoa; Chordata; Mammalia; Carnivora; Phocidae. Gene Ontology annotation, biological process: fibroblast growth factor receptor signaling pathway; cell differentiation; positive regulation of gene expression. Gene Ontology annotation, cellular component: cytoplasm.